This is a messenger RNA of Arctia plantaginis, 1821 nucleotides long. NCBI's taxonomy places the organism in Eukaryota, Metazoa, Arthropoda, Insecta, Lepidoptera, Erebidae. The record is from the annotation of a GenBank genome assembly.
AUGUCGGCCAUACCUGACAUAUUUUCAAUUCGGUCUCACAUUGGCUUCUUGUGGGAUAAGUUAAGUGGUGCCGGUAAAAAUAUUAUAAAAACAAUCAGUGAUAAUGUUAUAAUACCUAUGAAGAGGUCGUGGAAAUCUCAUGGAGCACAUAGACGUCAACCUUCGAUAGACGAAUCUGUCGAGGAACCUGUAAACGUGUGGCAGCCUGUACCCUGGCAGCCUUUACCCUGGACCUUCUACUUAACUACGGUUGAUGUUCCUCAAACUACCGAACCUCCUAUCAUCAUAACGAGUAAAAGAAGAAGAAGGAAGGAAAAAUCUCGCCCAGCUAGAUGUAAAGAAAACGACGAUAGCGGGUCACCAUUGCAUUUGAAGAAGCUUUUAGCCCGUACACUGAAGACAACGACAAAAAUAACUUUAGCCCCAGGCAAACUAUUGAGUUUAAAAAAAGAUUUCCACCCUAUACUGUUUGGUAACCAAUCAGAUGCUAUAUGCAGGGUGUGUAGUUGCGCAGAUGGCGCUGUAGACUGCAGUAACAAGAAAAUUAAACCAUUUGAUAUGAUUGCUUGGAAAGGUCUCGCCCGCUUUGACCCGGUAAUAGUGGAUCUGAGUCGAAAUCCUUUAAAAAGCGUCGCAAGAUUUCCAAAGUUACCGAUACAAAUGCUCAAUUUAUCCAGUUGUUACAUACAUCACUUCGAAACGUCGGCUCUUACCGCUUUAGAAGAAUUGACAACUCUGGAUCUAAGUUACAACAGAAUUUCAGCAUCAGAUUUGAAAGACUUGGCUGUACCGUUGGAUCUUUAUAAAGCCCCUCGUCCCUUUAAACACAUGCAAGACCUCACCCUCUCUCAUAACGCCAUCUACUCUCUGCCUCAGUCCAUGUUCAGAUUCAUGAAUAAUUUGACUUUCUUGGAUCUCAGUGAUAAUCCACUAGCCUACAUUGAUAGCGGGACCAAAGCUGCAAUGUCUACGUUAGCGCAAUUGAGGCAUUUAGUGCUCAGUAACUGUGAGCUGGAAACGCUGCCUAAAGGUCUACUCAAAAACCAAAAGAAACUCCGAUGGUUAGAUCUCAGUAACAAUAGGUUCACAACAGUACCAUCAGUUCUCCAAGAAGUUCCGAAGCUUUUAUUUUUGAGCUUGGAGAGAAAUCCUAUCACUAAUAUUGAAACUAAGGGCCCAAUCACUAAGCUUACGAGCCUCGAAGAACUCCACUUGAGCCACAUGAGUAGACUGCAGAACAUCACCGCUGGAAGCUUCGGUGGAUUGGUGAAAUUGGACAUACUGCGAUUAAAUCAUAAUCCGAGAUUAACGUACUUGGAUCCUGAGUUCCUUGUAUACCGAGAUGAUGACCAGGUGCCAUAUUGGCCAACGCUUCGUGAGUUACAUUUAAACAAUAACAAUUUAUCAACAAUUAAUUCGCAAAUACUGGACGACUGGUACGACCUGACGGACGGAGACUUCAGCAAUAAUCCCUACGUGUGUGACUGUCACAGCCAGUGGAUGGUUAAUGUUCUAACACCACUAAUCAAAACUUUACCACAGAGACAAACUACUUAUCAAAUGCGGUGCACUGAACCACCCAAUCUCAAGGGUGUCACGUUUGCAUAUAUGAGUCGAACCUCCAAGGUCCUCACCUGUUCCGAAGUGAAGAGCAAGGAGGAGCACUCCACUUUGCUUAUUAGCUUGGGCACUAUGGCUGGUGCUUUAGUCUCCGUCCCCUUCAUAAUCAUCUUCGUCAUAUUAAUGUGGAAAAAGUUUAAGAAACGAAGAAAAAGGGACGAUGUGCACAUUCAGACAACUGAUAUUGAUGAGCAAUUUUAG